Molecule: messenger RNA, 1023 nt
Organism: Indicator indicator
Lineage: Eukaryota; Metazoa; Chordata; Aves; Piciformes; Indicatoridae
Gene: CDC37L1
Product: cell division cycle 37 like 1, HSP90 cochaperone
Exons: 7
Coding region: 1-957 (318 amino acids)
Biological process (GO): protein stabilization; protein folding
Cellular component (GO): cytoplasm
Molecular function (GO): heat shock protein binding; protein-folding chaperone binding
Source: RefSeq, a predicted model, not a curated record
AUGGCGCUGUGGCUCCCGGGCUCAUGGAACGGCGGCCCUCCGUCGGAGGAGGAUGAGGAGCGGGAGCAGGCUCCCACUUCCCCUCGGCGCUUGCCGGAAGUGCAGACAUACAGCCAAGGGAUUGAAUUCGCCUGCCAAAAAGAAAGAGAGUUUGUGAAGCACUCUGUAGAAUGCACAUGGAACCUAGCAGAAGCCCAGCAAAAACUUGGAAGCUUGGCACUGCAUAAUUCUGAAUCCUGUGAUCAGGAAUUAGCUCAAGCAAAGGCUGAAGCUGCAGAGUUGAGAUGGAGAGAGGAAGAGUGGAGAAGAAAAGAAGAAGCACUAAACCAGAGUGAAAGACAGAAUCUAUGGAACACAGACCCUGUUAGUAAGGAGGUUUUUAAUAAGAGUUUCAUUAAUCAAAAAAGAAAAGAAAUAGAAGAUGAACAUGUGUCUGAACCACUUAUGCAAAAACAUGAACAAAAGAUUAGACACUUUGGUAUGCUGAGCAGAUGGGAUGAUAGUCAAAGAUUUUUGUCUGAUCACCCAUAUCUUGUAUGUGAAGAAACAUCUAGAUAUCUCACAUUGUGGUGUUUUCAUCUAGAAAGUGAACAGAAAACAGCUCUGAUGGAGCAAGUAGCACACCAAGCAGUUGUAAUGCAGUUUAUUAUGGAAAUUGCCAGAAACUGCAAUGUGGAUCCAAGAGGUUGUUUUCGUCUCUUUUUCCAAAAAGCCAAAACAGGAGAAGACUAUUUUGAGGCUUUUAAAAAUGAACUUGAAGCUUUCAAGACAAGAGUGAGAAUCUGGUCGCAAUCACAGGGCUUUCAAACUACGUUACUACAUGACAUCAGUGUCAAUCCUGGUCUUGUAGGAGAGCUGACUUCUUUUUUACAGGUGGCCAGGAUGUCCAUUGAACCCAUGAAGAGUUCACCGUGCAGAAGAAUGAACUCUGCAUCGUUGGGAGGUUCCACAGGAUGAGGGAGAAGAAUUGGAAUGAACUCUUACCUGAGCCUGAGGGAGAAAACUCUUUGGAAGGACGCCCAG